Alexandromys fortis (reed vole) is the source of this 1611-nucleotide messenger RNA. RefSeq names its product potassium channel tetramerization domain containing 20 (gene Kctd20). Gene Ontology annotation, molecular function: protein binding. The transcript is spliced from 9 exons. Gene Ontology annotation, cellular component: cytoplasm. The record is from RefSeq and is a predicted model, not a curated record. Gene Ontology annotation, biological process: positive regulation of phosphorylation. Lineage: Eukaryota; Metazoa; Chordata; Mammalia; Rodentia; Cricetidae.
GACUCAGCCGCGUGGCCCGGGCGGGGGGCGGGGACGCGCGGUGGCCGGAGCUCAGCGGGAACCGGCGGCGGCGGCUGCUCGCUCGCGUCCCGGGCGGCUUCGGGGCUCCGGGGCCGAGAGCGCGGCGUCGGGGGACCGCGGCUUCGAAAGGGAAAGGGUGCAAAGAAGAAAAAAGUGAAGACAGUGGAGAGACUUUCCCAUGACCACAAAGCCAGUGUUAUCCGGGACCCUGGGGAAUGUGUUCUGACUGUUGGUGAGGGAUGAAAGUGUCGAGAGCACUCAGUCACUAGGUCGGGAGCUGGAGGCUUCCUCUCUAAGAAUGAAUGUUCACCAGGGCAGUGAUGGCGACAGGUUAUUACAGCCAGAGCUCAGCUGCCUAGGAGAUGAGACCUUAGCUGCCACUCAAGAGAAAGAAAGCAGCAGCUUGGUGUCCUCUGGACUUCAUAUUGUCACUUAUCCCCUAGCUACCAGGAGUGAAGACUUGGCACUUGACUAUGCCCCUCAGCCAGCAAGCCUCCAGUAUCCUCACAUAAUGCCACUUCCUGAAGACAGCAGCAAGGGCUCGUGCUUCCAAACUGGAAGCAAGCGGAGCCAUGAGCCCUUCAUCGUUUCAGAGAGAUUUGGGAACAGCGGUGUAGGCUUCGGAGGUAGCUCUCACUCCCCAGCCCCAGAAAAAGUGACGCUUCUUGUAGAUGGCACACGCUUUGUGGUGAACCCUCAGAUUUUCACCGCUCAUCCGGACACCAUGUUGGGAAGGAUGUUUGGACCAGGAAGAGAAUAUAACUUCACGAGGCCCAAUGAAAAGGGGGAGUACGAGAUUGCAGAAGGGAUCAGUGCCACAGUGUUCCGCACAGUGCUGGAUUAUUACAAAACUGGCAUCAUCAACUGACCGGAUGGUAUCUCUAUCCCAGAUCUGAGAGACACGUGUGACUAUCUCUGCAUUAACUUUGACUUCAACACUAUCCGCUGUCAAGAUCUGAGUGCUUUACUUCAUGAGCUGUCCAACGAUGGUGCUCACAAGCAGUUUGAUCACUACCUCGAGGAACUGAUUCUGCCCAUCAUGGUGGGCUGUGCCAAGAAAGGGGAGCGGGAGUGCCACAUUGUCGUGCUGACAGACGAGGAUUCUGUGGACUGGGAUGAAGACCACCCUCCACCCAUGGGGGAAGAGUAUUCUCAAAUUCUUUACAGCUCCAAGCUCUACAGAUUCUUCAAGUACAUUGAGAACCGAGAUGUUGCUAAAACAGUGCUAAAGGAGCGGGGCCUGAAGAACAUUCGCAUUGGAAUUGAAGGGUACCCUACCUGUAAAGAAAAGAUUAAGAGGAGACCUGGUGGGAGGUCUGAGGUUAUCUACAAUUAUGUGCAGCGCCCCUUUAUCCAGAUGUCCUGGGAAAAGGAGGAAGGGAAGAGUCGCCAUGUGGAUUUCCAGUGUGUUCGCAGCAAGUCCCUCACUAAUCUGGUGGCUGCUGGAGAGGACGUCUUGGAAGACCAGGAGAUAAUAAUGCAUCACCCGCCACAGGUGGACGAACUUGACCGGCUAAAUGCUCCACUCUCUCAGAUGGCUUCUAAUGACUUCCAAGAUUAGGGACAAAUAAGGUCUGCCCCUCACCAGAG